AUGAGGCUAAGGAAUCGGAACAAACUGCAAAUUUUCCAGGUGUUUGGCCAGCAUAUUGUACUGCUUCAAAUAUGGCUAUCGUUUUUGCAGCGAAAUUUGUGCUGUAAUAAGGUUAACAUAAGUCAACGGGAGUAUGUGAGCAAGUAUCGAGAGUAUUUUCAACGUAUACAUGAUCGUAAGCGGCAAGAACUGGCUGAGUUGGCAUAUACGAUUCAAGAUUCUAUUGAGUGGGAAAUAGAAAACGUGCCGUUGCAUAUUGUUAGUAUCAUACCAAAUACGACGGAAUUCGAACAGUAUUCACGCCGAAAACGCAACGUUUUAGAUAAUAAUAUUGAUGCCGAAAGAAAAACAGUUAUUAACAACUUCAUUUUAAAACACGAGCUGACUAAGCGUGGCCUCAGGAAGCGCCGGCAAAAAAAGGUCAGAACUGCAAUGGUUUUGCAUUUUGAACUGGAAAAAAAUAUUAAUGAACUGCAUCCCGGCGAUGUCGAGGAGGCCAAUAUUCGACUUAUGGUUAUACAUAGCUCAACCCUAGCUGCCAAGUCUGCUAAACAAAAUAAUCACUCUUGUAGCACCGACGGCGUCAAAAAUGGUAAGCAGAAAGUGAGUAAAAAUGUGUCUGUCAAGCAUAUUUUAAAUUUAAAGGUAUAUCAACGUUUGAGGCAUGGCAAACGCGUUUUUCUCGAUAGUCGCAAAGUGGAAAUCAAGGUGGACCCAAGUCUCGCUGACGGUACACAAAGCCAGUGGUUGCAAUUCGAUGUGACAAAAGCUGUAGAAGUAUGGCUACGCGAGCAACAGUCCAACCUUGGCCUCGAAGUACAGUGCGACAACUGCCAGCGAGCUGGUGUACGCAUACUAAACUACAUUUCGUUCAAUGUCACUAAUUCUGAAACAUAUGAUGCACAAUUAAUGCCAGUUUUAAAUAUAAUUGGCCGGUUUGGCUUAAAUUACAAAGAGAUAAGAUCGAAUAAAUAUUCUAAGUCCGCUAAGGCGAUAUAUCACCAUCAUAACGUUGCAAUACUGGCGAAUGGCCGACAUGGCUCUAAUCCUGCGCUGUACAAACACAGUUGCCACAAGACCAAUCAGCGCUGCUGCCGACACACAAUGGAAGUAGUAUUUAAAAAACUCAAAGGUUUCGAAUUUAUAAUACAACCGAAGGUAUUUGACGCUGGCUACUGCCACGGCCGCUGCCCGCCGCGUUAUAACCCCGCCCACCACCACGCCAUGUUACAGAGCCUAAUUUGGAAGCAAAAUCGUGAGCACGCACCGCGUCCUUGUUGUGCACCAUCAAAACUAGUUGAACUCGAAGUUUUACACGUGGACGAAAAAGACAGCGAAAAACUGAAAAUCUCAACAUGGACUGAUAUGCGAGUGGUUGAGUGCGCGUGCUCGUAAGAGUCAUAAUUAUGUGAUAGCAAAAAGAGUUCUAUAGUUUGUAAUAUAUCGAUCAUUAUACGAGUACAUAGGUAUAUGUAAGUAAAGGGUAAAUAAAACAUGUGAAAAUGUAGAUCUUUCA
This is a messenger RNA of Anastrepha obliqua, 1516 nucleotides long. It is a transcript of the gene mav, whose product is annotated as bone morphogenetic protein 4. The transcript has 2 exons. Gene Ontology annotation, molecular function: growth factor activity; cytokine activity. Gene Ontology annotation, cellular component: extracellular region. Lineage: Eukaryota; Metazoa; Arthropoda; Insecta; Diptera; Tephritidae. Gene Ontology annotation, biological process: BMP signaling pathway; SMAD protein signal transduction. Bases 1 to 1395 code for a protein of 464 amino acids. The record is from RefSeq and is a predicted model, not a curated record.